GAAACGUUGUGGACAUUUCCUUGUGAUGGCUGCGCAAGCCUUUCGGUCGUUGGCGCGGCAGCGGCGUUCCCUGUACAAGUUCCAGAACAAAGACAUUCCGAAGGACAUCCUCAAGGACAUCCUCCUCACGACGCAGCGCGCACCGAGCGGGUUCAAUCUCCAACCAUACGCAUGCAUGUUGGUGCAAGAUCCCACGGAUCGAAACGCGUUGAGUGCCGCUAUGCUCGGAGACAAUGUGCGCAAGGUGAAGGAAGCACCGCUCAUCGCCGUCUUUGCCGCCGACCUGGAACCGAGCAAGCGGGUGCCUGCAAUCCAAGAAAUGAUGGCCACAGCGGGCCAGUCGACCGCGGACAUUCAACAACUCCCCCUGAAGCUCCGUUUCUUUGGCGGCGAAGGCCACCUGGCAGGCGUCAUUCGCAGCGGCAUUUCGACGGCGCUCACGCCCUUUCAACCUGUCCCGACGUACGUGCCGACGAUAGCAUGGUCGUACAAGUCGACCAUGCUGGCCGUGAGUCAAUACAUUUUAGCGGCGGAAUCCCACGGCAUUGGGAGCUGCGUCAUGGAAGGAUUUGACGAGACGUGGGUGCGCCACGCGCUCGACAUACCCGAUCGGUACUCCGUGCCGGUUGUGGUUGCCUCUGGCUAUGCCGCCGCCGAAAACUCGCAGCCGCCAUCGCCGCGACUCGACCCAUCCCAAGUUUUUUUCGGGGCCAAGUUUGGGGCGCCCACCUCCAUCUUUGACGAAGAAUAACAGGGCGUUGUCGCGAGCGAAACAUCGUGUUGAGAUUGUUGCGCUUCGUCCUCAAAAACGUGCAAAGUUCGAUCCGUCAUAUUUAGAGGACAUGCCAUGAGUCCGAUAGAAUCCAUCGACAUCCCGGUGGUGGACGGAUGGUCCGCUUGACAACUUUUCGUGUGCCGAGCUCAUUUUUUCAUCCCUG
Messenger RNA from Aphanomyces invadans, 938 nucleotides. RefSeq lists its product as hypothetical. NCBI's taxonomy places the organism in Eukaryota, Oomycota, Saprolegniomycetes, Saprolegniales, Verrucalvaceae. The coding region runs from base 26 to 751 and encodes 241 amino acids. Gene Ontology annotation, molecular function: oxidoreductase activity. The transcript has 4 exons. The record is from RefSeq and is a predicted model, not a curated record.